This is a messenger RNA of Penicillium paradoxum, 7422 nucleotides long. RefSeq names its product protein kinase MEC1 (gene atrA). The transcript is spliced from 24 exons. NCBI's taxonomy places the organism in Eukaryota, Fungi, Ascomycota, Eurotiomycetes, Eurotiales, Aspergillaceae. Gene Ontology annotation, molecular function: protein binding; protein serine/threonine kinase activity. Gene Ontology annotation, cellular component: nucleus. Gene Ontology annotation, biological process: telomere maintenance; protein phosphorylation; DNA damage checkpoint signaling. The coding region runs from base 1 to 7422 and encodes 2473 amino acids. The record is from RefSeq and is a predicted model, not a curated record.
AUGGCAACCGAGGCAGAGAAUGAACGGGCGGCCGCACCUAGCAGUGCCCGGAAACCAGAGCCUGUCUCGUCGAUCCUUGCCUCGCGUUUCGCACCGCGUCUUGCAACUCAGGGACAUGAAUCCCACCUAACCCGAGAGACCUUUGCACAGCUACGACUGGAAAUUCUUAGUGAAAUACAGAACCAACGACGCGUUGAUGAGGAUGUCACUGAUGUCAAUAAGCUCAUAUGCGUUGUCCUAAAGGCCGGUCUAGAGAUUAGCUCAACCGAGAGCCACUCAGAUCAAGAUCUGGAAGGGCAAGUCCUCGACUGCUUAGAUAUAAUCCACGCAAGCAUUGCAAGAGCUCCUCAAGCUCUGUGGGAACCUUCUGACCCUACCACUUUGGGCGAGGACAUACAUGCUCCUCUCUUCGCAUGGUUAACCUUGCGACUGAUCCGACUCGGCAGCAUCUGGACAUCUGAUUCUGUCCAAGAGAGAAUCCAAGUUAUUUGUGUGAGCCUAGCUUAUUCCCAGUUCAAGCAAAACCGUUCAUUGCCUACCAACUAUGCCGCUGCUGCAUUUCUCCGGGCUUGCACGUCAGAUGUUAUCUGCUCUCUUGAAACACUUCAACGUAACAGUUCCCUGGAAACACGUUCUAGAGGGUUGUCGAUGCCCGGUGCGGAUGGAUCGCUCAUUGCGGAGAUCCAAGACCUUGGUCUUUCUCCUGCUUUGUUCCAAUGCAAAACAGUUCUUGGGGGAUUUACACAGACAGUUUCCUUAGUAUGCCGAUUGUUAGAUUCGUUUAACCCAAAGAGCGAAAUCCAACACCUUGCAAAACAUCAUGGCUUCAUCCUUCGCCAAAGGUUUUCGUGGCUACUGAAUAGUUUCCAUCGCCUUGGACGGGCUAUUCUUGAAUAUCUGAAAUUGAGAGGACCACAUCUCACCUCGGAAGAUAAAAGUUUGCCUUUGCAGUAUCUAGCAUCUCUGCAUCGGUGCUGCAUCCCAGACUCGACUUUGGCUGGCCUGCUUCCAAACAUAGGCUUGACUUCUACCUGGUCUCAAUGCUUGUCUGGUUUUCUUAGCCUGGGAAACAUAGGAAGUUUACCUUCCACCCAGGUCAUUCUAAGUCGCUUCCUAGAUGAGCUGAUACAGACAGCAAAAAACUCUCAGUCACUUGUGCUCCAACUAAGAGAGACUUUGCUUCCGGCAUUAAUAGAUGUCAAGAGUUGCAAUCAGCACCUUGAGUCGUGUCUCUUGAAUUCGCUCCAGGCCUUGCAUGUCCAACUCUUUUCAGCGCCGAUGCCAACAGCAAAACAUACUUCCGAGCAGUCAGCUAUGCCCUUCCAGAGAGCUUCACACCAAGUCAAUCGGCCAUCCAAGCGCUUGUGUCUUCCCGGUUUAUCUAUCGAAUCUACCAAUACUGGCCUCGCCCAUGUACUUGUGGAGAAGAUAUCUGCAAUCAUUCAAUGCGAUUGCGGCAAAACGAUAGCAGAUAUGCACGCCUCUAUCCAGAUAUCAUACGAGAGGCUUUCUGAUUCCCAAAAAACCGAAAUUUUAGACUUGCUGGGCAAGAUCUGCUGUGCGGCCGCAGAGAAGCUUUUGAAAAAACCUUCGAGGGUGAUGGGAAAAGACACGCUUAUUUGUCAAACAUGCGAUAUGGAGCAGGAUCAGCAUGAUCUUGUGGCAAAUGAGGAGCGCCCCGAGUUCGAGCAGAUGUGGUUACUAUUCAAUUUCAUCCUACCUAGGCUUACACGUACGCCUGGCCCACGGAUAGCCUCAAUGGUUGCGUUGAGGAAACUUCUGAUACACGCUCCGAACUCCAAUCAAAUGAAUAUCUCAGCCUCUGCCUCCGGAGAAUUCUGUCUCCACUCUCUCCGAAGCUCAAUCAGAGAAUUGCGUGUUGCAACUGGACGCUCAGUAGUGGCUUUUGUGCGCUCGAACUUACCCACAGAGAUUCGCCGAGCUAAUUUUGUUGUUGUACUUGAAUGGCUUAAGAAUCUCUCCGGAAAAGACGACAUGCCCUUGCAAGAAGCUUGUAUCAUAACACUCUGUGGACUGGCAAUUGUAUCAGAAGAUGAGGAGAAAAACAUCAUUCUACUUCGGCUGUUGGAAUACCUGGGUCACCCAAACCCAUACGUCUGUGCCGUGGCCUACAAUGAGUUAUCUAAACUUGCACAGCAAUUUUCCUUGACGCCAGCUGCCCUCUUUCGGCCUUAUUGGAGGACCCUUGCGGUGACUGUUGUCAAGAAUCUUCAGCCUCGCCCGCAUAUGGCGGAACAGCUAUGUGAUUUGCUUGGCAUGAAGGUUGAUGGGUUUCUCCGACUAACAGAGGUCCAUGUGUUACCGUACCUGGUUUUGACCCGAAAACGAGACAUUAUCUGUAGAAUUGGGGCCAGUCGCAACGAAGGAGAGUCGGCUUUUGAUGUUUGCUCGGAAAAGAACAACCUAGCUGCAAUUCUUGCCUUUCUCUUGUCCCAGCAAUCUGACAACCCUGAGGGUAUGAUCAUGUCUCUUCUAGCAGAGAUAGAUCCCGCGUUUAAGGGCCGAUCUUUGGCAGAGUUGGUAAGAAUCGAGCCAAUCCUCAUUGCUUGUGACUUGCUGAAAAGCCUGGGCGAUGCGGGCGAGCAAAAGAAACAGAGAUUCAAUCAAGCCCUUCAUCGACUCGCCACGUUCGUUCCGCGGAAGGCGGCACACGGAAGUUCAUCAAAAAAGACAGAUCUAAGUCACUUUAUUGAAGAGCACGUCCUUGGCAUUAUCACACAAUUUGCAAAUGCCAUCAACGACUUCCAAGUAAGACAAACCCUGGCCGAGAAAAGAAGGAACAUCAAAGCCAUUGAGGAAAUGAUCAACAUUGCCCAGGGUCACGUCAGCAGUGCAUUACCCCAAGUUUGUGCAUGUCUUCGAUCUGCCUUGGAGAUCAAGGAGCUAUGCGACUAUGCAUUUUCAGCAUGGACAACAUUGAUUAGUUCUCUUAGCGAGGAGGAUCUUGAGCCCAUAGUUGAUCAAACGUUAGCGAUUGUGAUCAGAUAUUGGGAUACCCUUACCGAAGAGAGUAGGGAUCGCGCAUGUCAACUCAUCGAUCAUAUCUUGACAAGACAUCCGAAUCUUGUACGAGAUACCUUCAACACCAUGCCUUCCCUUGCAUCUAUCCCGGAAAUGGCUGCCUUUGAUGCCAAAAUCAGCGACCUGAGAGCUCAAAUGGACGUGCGAAGCCAGUUCCUGGCAUUGAUACGUCGCUGCCAGAGUGAGAAUGCUACCGUUGUUGAGCAAGCUCUAAAGGAACUAGCUCCUUUUCUGUCGGCAAAUGAGGAGUUCCUCCAUGACUCCGUUCUGAGUGAACAGCCGGACCCUGUGAUCGCGCACUUGACUAGGUCAUUGUUGGAUUGUUGUGUCAAAUUCAGUACCACAUCAGACAGCAUUACUUUGAUGUCGACUCGGUGUCUAGGGCUUAUUGGCUGCCUCGAUCCGAAUCGAGUUGAAACAAUCAAAGAGAAGAAGGAUAUACUUGUUUUGUCCAACUUCGACAGAAUAGAAGAGACGGUCGCAUUCAUUCUGUUCUUCCUCCAGCAUGUAUUGGUCGAGGCAUUCUUAUCGGCAUCCAAUACCAGAGCUCAGGGAUUUCUGGCAUGGGCAAUGCAAGGCCUGCUGAAAUUUUGUAAAUUGAAUGCGGUGUUUACCCAACGCUCUCGCGAUUUGCAAGGUGAUGAAAAGUAUCAACGCUGGAUGGAGCUUCCGGAAAGUGUUCGCAACACACUUACGCCGUUUCUCACAUCUACGUAUACGGUUACUGUGGUGACCCAUCAUCCCGAGGUCAACUAUCCGCUGUUUUCCUCGAGAUUAACCCACAGUGAGUGGCUCCGAACACUGGUGCAAGAUCUUCUGCGAACUGGGAAUGGAGACAAUGCAAAAAUGGUCUUCUCAAUAUCAAGUCGUGUUGUGAAGGGUCAGGACAUUUCCAUCUCUGCGUUCCUCCUACCAUUUGCGGUCCUGAAUCGCAUUGUGGGGGGGACUGAAAAAGAACAGCAGGACCUUCAAAACGAACUAAUGAGCGUGUUGUCAUACCCUGUUCCGGAGACAAACAACAAUGCUCGGGAAACAAUCAUAAGUAGUAGCCAGAGCGUCUUUGAAGUCCUGGACUAUCUGUCUAGAUGGCUACAAGGGAAGAAAAAGCACAUUGCUGGCCUCAAUCACAGUCCUAACCAGACGAGCCGUUCCCACAAGGAUCUAAGCCGUGACACGCUCAUUGACAAAUACUCGUCACAGAUCAAAUCCGUUGAAGCCCUCCUAUCUUCCAUACCGCCCGAGAUCAUAUCUAAGCGGGCGGUUGAAUGUAAAUCAUUCUCCAAAGCACUCUUCCACUGGGAACAGUACAUUCGAAAGGCUAAAGCUCAUGGAGAACUGCAAGAGCGAGCCAGCUUUGAGCCUCUAUACCAAAGAUUACAGGACAUCUAUAGCCAAAUUGACGAACCUGAUGGAAUUGAAGGCAUUUCUAGCCAUUUGUCGGCUUUGGACAUUGAUCAGCAAAUUCUCGAACACCGGAAAGCAGGGAGAUGGGCCACGGCGCAGAGUUGGUACGAGCUCCAACUGGAGAAAGAGCCCGACAACGUUGAUGCGCAGUGGAACCUAGUGACCUGUCUCAAAGAAUCCGGCCAACAAGAUGCUAUCCUUACUCGUUUCGAGGUUCUGAAGGAAAGCGGCCCAGCGGCUUCACGAUUCCUACCCUUCGCGGUUGAAGCUUCGUGGAUAAUGGGAAGAUGGGACAAAUUAAAGAAUUAUCUUGAUGUUUGUGCCAGACAAGGCACUGAGGAGUUCAAUGUCGGUAUAGGCUCAGCUCUUGACGCUCUUCGUCAAAAGCAACACGGAGCAUUCACUGAUCAAAUCAAUGGGCUCAGGCUCAACGUUGCCCGAUCAUUGACGACCAAUUCCGUUGCAUCACUUCAAUCAUGCCAUGCAGACAUGCUCCGGCUACAUGCUUUGUCCGAGGUCGAAGCAAUCGCCAAAGCACAGUCGGAUCAAUGCCACCCAAAUUUACUAAACACCCUAGACAGACGGUUGGAGGUUUUGGGUGGUUACCUUUCUGAUAAACAAUACCUAUUGGGGUUGAGACGAGCCACCAUGGAAUUAGCUGGCAAUUUCGCGGAUUCCCACAUAUCUGCUGCAUGGCUCACCAGUGCUCGCCUUUCAAGGAAAGGCAAUUUCAGCAGCCAAGCAUAUCAUUCGAUGCUCAACGCUGCACGGUUGAACGAUAGGUCUGCUUCCAUCGAACACGCGCGACUUCUCUGGAAAGAUGGGCAUCAUCGGAAAGCCAUUCAAACUCUCGAAGGAGCAAUCUCUGCCAAUGAAGCCACCCCGGCUAGAUCCUCUUCGGUCGAUAUCGAGACCAUGUCAUUUCUCUCGAAUCGUGGACAGCACCAAAACGAGUCAACUGCUCUUGCUCAUCUAAUGCUCGCCAAAUGGACGGACAGGGCUGGCCAAACCCACUCUCAGGCCAUUGUCCAGAGGUAUCGAGAGGCCAUCAAACUGUACCCGAAAUGGGAAAGGGCACACUACUACCUGGGGAAACAUUACAACAAAAUUUUGGAGUCUGAAAAAGCCAAGCCCAUGGGAAAGGAAGCUCAGAUAUACCUGAGUGGAGAGGCUACCAAGCUUGUCAUCGACAAUUAUCUUCGCUCGUUGACAUAUGGGACCAAGUAUGUGUUUCAAACGUUACCCAAGCUUCUAACCCUUUGGCUUGAACAUGCCUCUAUCGUUGAACAGCCCAUUGAUCCCAAGAGGGGCGAUAACGAGGAAUUCCAGAAGCAUACACAGGCCCAGCGAAAGAAAAGCCUUGAUGAGAUGCAUGCACAACUGAAAAAGUUUAUUGACAAACGCUUGCAGGCGGCUCUAUUGUUCACAAUUCUGCCCCAAGUGGUUGCCAGGAUCUGUCACCCCAACACCACGGUCUAUGAUCUACUGACCCGAAUUGUAGCCAAGGCGGUUCACAACUUCCCACAGCAAGGUCUCUGGACAGUUCUUGCCGUUGUCAAGUCCUCCAAUAAGGAGCGAGCCAAAAGAGGAUAUAACUGCUUACAGAAAAUCAUAGACUACGGUAACAAGUCCAAAGGAGAAUCCUCAACAGCAUCGGAAAUCCGCCGUAUGAUCACCCAAGGUACAAAGUUCUCAGAGGAACUACUCCAACUCUGUCUUACCUCGGUUGAGGAGAAGACAUCCAGGGUUUUACUCGGUCGCAAUCUAGGCUUUAAUCAUAAAGUCGCGCCAUGUCGACUAGUGGUUCCCUUCCAGGCAAUGUUGAUCCCAAGUCUUCCUGCCAGUCAGAACAUCGAAUAUAUCAAAAGUUUCAGGGCCUUCCCCCGGGAUCCAACCACCAUUGAGGCCGUUCUGGAUGAAGCUCAAAUUCUGAACUCGCUUCAAAAGCCACGCAAAAUCAGCUUGCGGGGAUCUGAUGGGAAGAUCUAUAACGCGCUCUGCAAGCCUAAAGACGAUUUACGCAAGGAUCAACGUCUCAUGGAAUUCAACAACAUGAUCAAUCGAUUUUUGAAGCGAGACGUUGAGUCAAGCAAGCGUCGCAUGUACAUCAAAACAUAUGCUGUGACACCUCUGAACGAAGAAUGCGGUCUUAUAGAAUGGGUGGAUAACCUCCGUACGCUAAGAGAGAUUGUCAUCAAAUUGCUACGCGAGAGAGGCAUCUCGCCAAAUUAUAAUGAGAUCAGGCAUUGUUUGAACGAUAUCUGCGCUGAUCGGUCAUUUACAAAGCUGCCCUUAUUCACCACUAAGAUCUUGGCAAAACUUCCCCCUGUACUCCAUGAAUGGUUCAUCGAAAUGUUCCCCGAAACAGAGGCAUGGUUCACAGCGAGACUAAGGUAUACCCGAUCUUCUGCCGUUAUGUCAAUGGUGGGAUAUGUGCUCGGUCUAGGCGAUAGACAUGGCGAGAACCUUUCUUUCGAAGAAGGUACAGGCGGACUCCUGCACGUCGAUUUCAAUUGUCUUUUUGACAAGGGUCAAACCUUUGAAAAGCCUGAAGUGGUACCGUUUCGGCUGACGCAUAACAUGAUUGAUGCCUUUGGCGCUUACGGAUACAAUGGUCAGUUCGAACAUCCUGAGUUCUAUUCUUGUGCUAAUCUCCAGGGGAUAGGUCCGUUCAGGAGAACUUGUGAGAUAACACUGAGUCUCCUACGACAGAACGAGGAUGCCCUGAUGACUGUGCUUGAGACAUUUCUACAUGAUCCGACAACCGAUUUCAUCGGGAAAAGGCGGCGCACCCAUGCGAAUGUUCCGGACACACCGGCCGGUGUUUUGGAAGAUGUUCGAAAUAAACUCCGUGGCUUUAUGUCCAAGCAGCCUAUUGCACUUUCGGUGGAUGGACAAGUGGAUGAAUUGAUUAUCCAAGCAACAGAUAAAAAGAAAUUGGCAUCCAUGUAUAUCGGGUGGUGUUCAUUCUUCUGA